CUCGGAUUGAAGGAUGGGCCCAAGACCCUCACAGGUGAAGCCUCGGAUGGGCCGUGGACCCUUGUGGGUGAAGCUCGGCGGUUUCCCAGUCCAUGUGGGUUGGCCCCUGCGGAGCCUGGAGCCUUCUUGCCUGCGGGCUUGCUGAUCCCGCCGAGCCAGCUAGCUCCCUUCCUGCUUCUGACGGCGAGGGAACCAGCUGGGAGGUCCUCCGAGCUGGGCGGGGAGGCGGGCGGCCUCUCGCACACCUCACCAGCUCCCUCCCUGCCGCCGCCGCCUCUGGCUGCUCUAGCGCCAGGCCGAGAAGCUGGGACGGCUGCUGGGAACCCAGGGCCGUCCUCCCGCUUCCUGUGAUCUAUCAGUCCCCCUCUCCGCGGAGGCUCGGCCUGGCGCACCUCAGGCCCGCAGCAGCACCAAGGCUUGGCUGCAGCUGCAACCUCCACAGACGGCAGCUGCAACCUCCACAGACGGCCGCCAGGUGGCGCCGUGCCGGGGCCCGAGAGCAGGCAGGCCAGGGGCGGGGUGGGAGGGACUCAGCUACGCGCCUGGGGAGGCCGCGGGCCCUCGCGACUGCGGAACUUCCAUCCUGUCGCCGGAUUUUCACAUCUGCCGGCCCAGAGGAAACAAUGACGUUGGGAUUUUGGGAGACUGCCCCUUGACUCGGGCGAAUCAGACACGAACGGCCGACCCCUUGCUCUCUUCCAUCCGCCUGCCGCCGCUCCUACCCACCGAUUCCUAGAGCUCAUUUGUCGCUCCUGCAGCCUCCAGGGAAUGCAAAUAAUUUCUCACUGGGUUUUGGUGAGGGCGGAGCUGCGGAGAAGCGCGCGCCCAACAGCUUUCGGCGCAGCUGGGUUCCCGGGCGCCGGCGGCUGCGGCCCUCAGAUGGGGGCGGAGGGUGCAAUAUGCACAGGCGGCCACAGUGUGGCGCAAGCGCCCUGCGGUGAGACACGCUCGGAGCGCGACGCUCCAACCCAUCAUUUACGGGUUCAAACCAAAUAAUCUAGAAUCAAGUUGC
This is a messenger RNA of Piliocolobus tephrosceles (Ugandan red Colobus), 1012 nucleotides long. RefSeq lists its product as uncharacterized. The coding region runs from base 93 to 656 and encodes 187 amino acids. The record is from RefSeq and is a predicted model, not a curated record. The transcript is spliced from 2 exons. Lineage: Eukaryota; Metazoa; Chordata; Mammalia; Primates; Cercopithecidae.